Silurus meridionalis is the source of this 1146-nucleotide messenger RNA. RefSeq names its product methylthioadenosine phosphorylase (gene mtap). Gene Ontology annotation, cellular component: cytosol. Lineage: Eukaryota; Metazoa; Chordata; Actinopteri; Siluriformes; Siluridae. Gene Ontology annotation, biological process: nucleoside metabolic process. Bases 87 to 929 code for a protein of 280 amino acids. Gene Ontology annotation, molecular function: S-methyl-5-thioadenosine phosphorylase activity. The record is from RefSeq and is a predicted model, not a curated record. The transcript is spliced from 8 exons.
UGAAUCUAGAAUGAAACCACUUCCGGGUAUGACGUCAUUUCGCCCACGUGUAGGAAGAACUCCUGCUGUAAGGUGUGGAGGAAAACAUGUGCGCUCGCGCUCCGGUGAAGAUCGGGAUCAUCGGUGGUUCUGGACUUGAUGAUCCGGACAUCUUAGAGGGCCGAACUGAGCGCUAUGUGGAGACUCCGUUUGGAAAGCCUUCAGAUGCUCUGAUUCUGGGGAAGAUCCGAGACGUGGAGUGUGUGCUGCUCGCCAGACAUGGCAGAAAACACACCAUCAUGCCAUCUAAUGUGAAUUAUCGUGCGAAUAUCUGGGCUCUGAAGGAGGAGAAGUGCACUCACAUUCUCGUCACCACGGCCUGCGGCUCACUGAGAGACGACAUCAGACCAGGGGACAUCGUCCUCAUCGACCAGUUCAUAGACAGGACCACUAAGAGAGCUCAGACAUUCCAUGAUGGUGAACUUCACAGUCCUCUUGGUGUGUGUCACAUUCCCAUGGCGGAACCCUUCUGCAGCAGAACCAGAGAGGUUCUGAGCGAGGCGGCGAGGACUCUGGGCAUGGCGUUCCAUGCGAGUGGUACGAUGGUGACUAUCGAGGGUCCACGGUUCUCCUCACGCGCUGAGUCUCUGAUGUUUCGCCAGUGGGGUGCUGACGUCAUCAACAUGACUACCGUCCCCGAGGUGGUGCUUGCCAAGGAGGCGGGGCUCUGCUACGCCGCUGUCGCCAUGGCAACCGACUAUGAUUGCUGGAAGCAGCAUGAGGAGGCGGUAUGUGUGGACAAUGUGCUGAAGACCAUGAAGGAAAACGCAAAUAAGGCGAGCAGCAUCUUACUGAUGGCCAUCCCACUGAUCAACCACAUGACCUGGGAGGAGACACUCAGCCAGCACCGGGCCAUGGCUGUCUCCUCUGUGAUGCUUCCCAAACACUGAAGCUCCUGAUGGCACUCUCCCUCUCUCACACACACACACACACACUGCUCUCUACUAUGACAAGCCAAGUGCCUGAUUAUAUUUCAAGGUCACAAAAGGUCACUUAUUUUACACACACACACAUACUUCUUUUGCUAGUGUGUGUACUUAACACACUGAAUUUGAAUUGUUUACUGUAAAAUGUCCAAAUAAAUAAAUAAUUUUCUUCAUGUAUAAA